GGCACUGCUUCCUGUAGCAAAUGAUAACGUGUUGUGUUGUUUUGCCUCAGAAGAUGAAUUAGGAGAAGAAAGAAAGACGUCAAUUAAGCUCAAGUAUAUUUUAUAGUAUUUAAAAAACGGUCUAAAUGGGUGCAUAUUAUUGUUCUAUAUGCAGGCAAACUACAUUCACAGGGAAGGGACAUAUCCACGGGAAAAACCAUCAAAGCAGACUCAGAGUGGUUCUUCUUAAAUUCUUAGAAAAGGUGAAAGAAGCUCGGCGCACUCUUAAAAAACCCCAAGUAGAAAAGUUUGAUUGCACCCAGAACAAGCAGACCUUCUGGUGCUACUGCUGCGGGUGUGACAUUGAGAGAAAUGUCACCGACGGUAACAUGACUGUUCUGUAUGGAGGCUUGUUGGAACACAUGGCCACCCCAGAACACAAGAAGAGUACUCACAAGUUCUGGUGGGAGAAUAAGGCCGAUCCCAAGUUAAGAGACAAGGUCGUCAUCACAGAGGAGGAAACUGAGAGGUUUAAAGCUGAGGUGGAGAAAGCAUUGGAAUCAUUUGUGGAGAACGAGGAUGAAUUCUUAAAACAGGAAGCUGAUAACAUCCGGGCCCAGGAAAAGCAUCGCCAAGAGGUCUUUCAGUCUCUUUUAGAGCGUGACACAGAGCCAGAGUUGUUCAAUGGACCCAACGGCACAGACAUGUCUGCUGAGGAUGCUGUCAGCUCUAAAUUUACGCCUCGGGGAUCAGACCAUCAGACGGGGAGCAGCUGUGUGAAGUCAAUGGUCGGAGCACCGCGGGCUGCAACAGGAAAAGGCCUGACUUUCAUAGGCUACCAGGAUUCAAACAGUGGAAAUGUACAUACAGGUGCCGUCCCUCCUUGGUUACAGGAGGAUCCUCGGGAGGGGACCUCCGCAGCUGCAGCUCAUCCAGAGAUCGGUCCAUCGCUCCAAGAGUUCCUCAAACAGAAGGAGCAAGAAAAACUGAAGAAACUUCCACCAAACCGAGUGGGCGCCAACUUUGACCACAGCUCACACACAGACGCCAACUGGCUUCCAUCCUUUGGAAGAGUGUGGAACAGUGGCCGACGCUGGCAGUCCAGGCACCAGUUCAGACAAGAGGAAGGACAGAAGAACAGACCGAAGAGGAAGAAGGAGCACGGCACAGAGGGGUCAAAAAAAGCAAAAACAACUAAACAGCUGACAAAUUCUGACAGCACUUAAAACUGAUUUUGUUCCGUGAGAGCUGAAUGAAGGGGUGUAUAUAGUUUACAAGAUGUGAAUGAGAUUUUAUACUGUUUCUGAGUAGUUGCACUCUGUUGAAAUGCUAAGGCUGACUAGACACCGUACUGUUGUUCCUAACCAAACAGUAGUGUUUGCAUAUGGCAAAUUGUAUGUCACCUAUUUCAUAAAGUGUGCAGUAUAGCUAUUAACUUUGUAUAUUAGGCAGUGCCUCUUGGAUGUAUUUCAUAAUUGCAUUUUGUAUAAAAACUGCAUGGUCCAACGGUCCAAUGUGUACACUCACUCAACAAAUCAGUGACUCCAAUCAAAGGUACCAAAGAGAAAGGGGAUGCUUUAUUAUUAAAUAUUUGUCCUGCCCCGAUUCUCAUAAUAAGUCACUGUUUCGCCUACAGCUUUUUGAGAAGAUAACAUUACUGUUCUGCCAAACGAACAGCAGGGGGCGCCAGCCACUGGACUAACAAAGGCACCUUCUGUGUGAUAAAUAUAAGAUUUUUCAUGGAGGCAGGCUGUUGAGGCCAACUUUUAGAUAACAACUUGGUAAAAACCUCAAAUGUAUUUCAAGGAUAUUUGUCCGAAUGUGGCAAAGAAAGACAGCAUUAUUGAAUAAUAGUGUUUUUUUGUUUUGUUUUGUCUCUGCUGCUAAAUUCUGAGCUGUCAGUUUUACUUUACAAACAAUCCUAAAUUGCAAUACACAUUAUUAGAGCAGCAGUUAUCAGUGUUUUAAGACCUCAACAAAAAACAGCUCUUUAUUUUGCAGCAAACCUGUACAACCAAAUGAUGAGCUUUCAUUUCCCCUUUCAGAUCAUGUUCCAUGAUGAAUUACUGGAAAGGUUUAGAGGAUGCAAAUUUUUGCCACCUUGAGACAAGAUGUGAUAAAAUGUGUGACAUGACAGUGUUAAUAACAAAAGUCCCUAUAUCUUUUGUGUCAUUAGAAUCAGCAUUGUAUGUUCAUAGUGCUGUGAAACUAGAUCGCCCCACCUGUUUUCCAAUCCUUCAUUAUAUAAAUAAAGAAGUGAGUUUUAGUGUGGAAAGCUUUCACUGGUGUGUACUCACACUCCACAGGGGCAUUUCUUGUCACACUCUGUUGCACAGGUGAGCAUAAAUUGUAGACAUGAAUAAAAAUUGGAUUUGCCACCUCAUAGUUUCACCCAUGUUACAUAAGGCCUUGGCCUUAGGAAGCCUUAUGCUUUACUACUGCUGCUCUGGAAUUACUUUUAUAAUGCAGACUUUAACAGUGCUUAAAAUAUAUAUCACUUGAUAACUGGUUUUGUAAUAGCUAUAAUUAUUUGGUUCAUAUCUCCUGUAAUAUGUAAUGCAGCAGAACCGAUGAAGGUUAAAAACAAACAGAGAGGUCAUUUUGUGAUGACUACUGAUUACUGUGUGUACAGCGUUUGUUUUGCACAAGAGCAAUCAGCAAAAAGAGAUGUCUUAAGAGCAGCGACUGGAGUAAAUAUUCCUCUCCUUAACUCACAGUUGGCCUUUCUUUUAACUGUACAGACCUCCUUCUCUCCAUGUUAAGGUAUAUAAUCAGGCUCCAGUGUGCUCUGGGUGGAUGGGCGUGGAGCUCAGUGCAGCUGCAAAGCAAUCUGGGAAUACAACGUGUAUCUGAUCUAUUCUUAGCUUUGUGACAACACGGCUAUGGCUGAAUCACUA
Messenger RNA from Anoplopoma fimbria (sablefish), 2876 nucleotides. RefSeq names its product centrosomal AT-AC splicing factor (gene cenatac). Bases 126 to 1205 code for a protein of 359 amino acids. The record is from RefSeq and is a predicted model, not a curated record. Lineage: Eukaryota; Metazoa; Chordata; Actinopteri; Perciformes; Anoplopomatidae. The transcript has 11 exons.